UGGAAUAAUAUGCCCUGGAUUUCUCUUGACUCCCACUUCUGCCUCAUCAAGCGAGCCAUGUGAAUCCCAGAAUGGCACCUUCUGCGUAUGCCGAUCCGGCUCCCUUGGAGUCAGCUCACAAGGAGAAGAGGUUCUUCUGCUCCGAACAGGGCUGCGGCAAGUCAUUUGCAAGACGUGAGCACUUGCACCGGCAUGCAUUCAACCACAAAGACGCCGACUUCACUUGUCCUCGCUGUGCUGCCCAUUUCAGGCGCCGUGACCUCUUGGAGCGUCAUGCACAGCGCCACCGACAGAAGGACGCCGAAGCUGGUGGAGUGGGCCUUGGUAACCUGGCUACACGAAAGCGCCUCUGGAGAGACAGCGAAGGCAGAGUGGUCAACGCGAGCCGCCCACACAAAAUCGCGUCCAGCACCUCGGGUCUUGAUGGCACAGGCGCACGGCAGGAUGACAUAAUACCCGAUGACACAGGCGUACGGCAUGGCGACAUAAUGUUGGAUGGCUUGAAUUGUGGUCUUCCGUCUCGGAUCACGUCGAAUCCAAGCACUGGCUCGGACGAGACGAGCAACAAUCAGGCAAUGGACCUCACGUACCUUCAAGACGGUUGGCCUCCAGUUGACAUGAGCUUCAUGCCUCAAAGUGAAGGCACUGAUCUGGACUUUCUGUCUGAUGCCAGCUGGGCCAACCAGUCAUUUCAGACGCUGAUUGAAGCCCCUUGUGACCUUCCCGACAACGAUGUAACCUUUACUGAUACCACAAUAUCCUUCAGUACUCAGCUUCCGACACUGCAGUAUUACAGCUGGCUUUUCGGGAAUGACAUCGCCAAUGCUGACAUCAAUCACUCACAGCCCCCUCCAAGCAAGACAUCUACGCACGAGCUCGUCCAUGAUCGCACACUGGAUCGUUUUCCAGCAGCAAGCUUUGACCCAACCCUUCACUCAGCUCCGCCUCCACUUCACUCGGGUCUCGGGGAUUCAUCGACGGCCUUGAAACUUCACCCUCAGUCUCAGUCUCGGAAUCUGAACACCGGACUUCAAUCUCCAGACUCUAGUCCUGGUCAGACGAUCAGGAAGUCAUCGGCGGAUAGGCAAUCUCCGUUUUCAGCUGGCACGAUCAAUUGUGUGUCGUCUCCAUCAUAUCAGGGCUCCGCGAGCGAACUCGGUAUCAUCGGGCUUGACAGUCCUCACCUAUAUUUCUCAUCAAAUCAGAAACCCACAAUCGUCGCGCAUGCGGGAUCUUCUUAUAUAUAUACUGACGACCUUCCGCCUCCGGAUUCCUUCGUACGGGAAACCCCCCCGAAGCUGCCUAUCAUCACGAAUGAGGCUCGCGACGGCCUUAUGCAAUUGAUCUCUCAGACGCGCCCGACCAGACCGGACAAGUCAGAGAUUAGUUCCUGUGAUCCGCUGCUGUCACUAGCAUCUCUACAACAUUACGGUGAUUUAUUUUUCACACACUUCAACACGACGUAUCCAUUGAUUCAUCCAGCUACCUUUCAAAGUUCGACAGUGCAUUCCUUACUUCUCAUGUCCAUUGUUCUUCUGGGCGCAACAUACAGCGAUAAGAAAGCACACAUGCUGGCUGUAUGCAUACACGAUAUUAUGAGGCCACUUAUUCACAGCAGUAGAGAAUUCGGGACUAGGCCAAGCCUUUGGAUGUUGCAGACGAUCCUGUUAGUGGAGUGCUUCGGCAAGAGUCGUGCGGGUGAACGCCAGCAUGAUAUGUCGAACGUUUAUCAUGGACUUCAGAUCAAUCUCCUACGAAGAAGUGACUGCCACAACGUGCAUAUCCCACCCUGGGACGAAACGACUCAGACAUUGGAAGAGUACUGGCACAUGGCAAUUGAGGCAGAACAGAAGCGGAGACUCGCACUGAUCUCCUUCAUGUGGGAUACACAGCAUGCUAUCUUCUUUGCCCAGAUCCUUUGUCUGAAUGCGUCAGAACUCAAAGUGGCUCUUCCCUGGGAUACGGCUAUCUGGGAGGCCGAUACUGCCGAAGACUGGCUUUAUCUAACUAAGACUUCACCAGCAUCACCGCAGUACCUGACUAUCUUGCAGAUGUACACGGAUCCAAGCGUGUCGUCCGCGCCAUCGCACUUGAAUGCUCUGUCCCGGGUUCUAGUCUUUCACGGCCUCAUGUCUCUCUCGUGGGACUUUAGGCGUCGUGAUCAAACCGCUUUGAACCGGAAUACUACUUCAACCGGAGUCAGAUGGCAAACCAAAGUCAGCAACUGCUAUACCAAAUGGAAGGAGGAUUUUGAUCGGUACACCAAAGACGUUCUGUCAUCUCUGUCGACCAGUCCUACUCAACAUGCGAAAUUCCAACGCUCCUCUGUCGCCAGUUCGGCCGUCUACCAUACCGCACAGCUGAUCCUGGAAGUUGAAACAGCGGAUUUGCAGAUUCAUGCGGGCGCAAAGCAUAUUAUCGGUCGACCAGUUACAGACCUUGAUCGGCAACGCUCACGAACCAGGCUCGACGAAUUCAUGACAAGAGAUGAAGGGAAGAGUAUUGGGCGAGCAACAUGGCAUGCAGCGCGACUCCUCCGCGAUGGUAUCCGUAAGCUCGACAACUGGGACGUUGAAGAGAUGAUUCAUUUUCCUUGGUGUCUCUACCUCGCUACUCUCACAUGUUGGACGACCUACAGCCUUGCCACUGAAAAUUGCACGGAUGAACUCCAAACCUCACUUUAUGCCCCGCCACCAGAUUACGACGUUGUGGAUGAGGACGGUGUUUGGGAUUCAAGGACAGAUAUGAUGGCACUGAUCAGCGCUUUGACGAGGCUCGAUCCUGCAAGACGAACGUUUGCCAAGGACAUCUGGCGAGUAGCAGGGCAGUCGAGACCACAUGGCCUGCUCACGUGUAUGGUGAAACAUCUGAGCACCGUCAGAUGGGCAGUGGUCAGGGAAGGUAUGAUAGUGCUCAACGAUUUAAUGGGCACCACGAGGCUGUCAGAUUCUAGGCAUUCCUAGCCCUAGUACUAGCCGAGUUGUAUGUAGCUAACUCGUCCCCCGGGACCCUUAGACCUUCAACAGAGAUUCUUUUCCACCCUGAAAGCGUCAUGCUUUGGAUAGAGGGCGGAUAUCCC
This is a messenger RNA of Exophiala xenobiotica, 3079 nucleotides long. RefSeq lists its product as uncharacterized. Gene Ontology annotation, molecular function: RNA polymerase II cis-regulatory region sequence-specific DNA binding; DNA-binding transcription factor activity, RNA polymerase II-specific; zinc ion binding. Gene Ontology annotation, cellular component: chromatin. Gene Ontology annotation, biological process: DNA-templated transcription; regulation of transcription by RNA polymerase II. The record is from RefSeq and is a predicted model, not a curated record. NCBI's taxonomy places the organism in Eukaryota, Fungi, Ascomycota, Eurotiomycetes, Chaetothyriales, Herpotrichiellaceae. The coding region runs from base 72 to 2963 and encodes 963 amino acids. The transcript is spliced from 4 exons.